Molecule: messenger RNA, 858 nt
Organism: Coniophora puteana RWD-64-598 SS2
Lineage: Eukaryota; Fungi; Basidiomycota; Agaricomycetes; Boletales; Coniophoraceae
Exons: 5
Coding region: 1-858 (285 amino acids)
Source: RefSeq, a predicted model, not a curated record
AUGGAUUCCAUCCCGCCGCCUGAUGAUAGCUUUUACGCUCUCACUCCAGAGCAAUCUGGGUUUUUCAAAGCGCAAACGGGCAUACAAGACGAUGAAGAGCUCAAACAACACGUUCUCCACGUUCAAAAGAAGGCGUACGAGUUCGCGCCAUAUCCAUGUAUUCGCUUUUUCGGCUUCCUUGAGUUCUCCAUGGGCAAGCUCCCGGUAUAUCCACAGCUGCUGAAGAUCGGUCGAGAACGCGAAGAUGCUGUCUUCUUAGAUAUUGCAGCUUGUUUCGGUGUCGACGCCAGACGAGCGGUCUACGACGGCUUUCCUGCUAAGAACGUAAUUAUCUCUGACAUCAGACCAGAGCUCUUGGAAAUGGGACACGAGUUAUUCAGGACUACUCCAGCGACCUACCCGAUUCAUCACUUUGCAGCAGACGCCUUUGACCCGGCUAUGCUUGAAGUGGUUUCUCCCGCAUACGAAACCCCGUCGACUCCACGUCCUGACCUCAACACUCUCACAUCGCUCAACUCGCUCCAUGGGCAUGUUUCAGCUAUAUACGCCGGAAUGUUCUUCCAUGUCUUCGACGAGGCUCAGCAGCAGCACCUUGCGCAUGCGCUCGCGGGACUGCUAUCUCCCAUCCCUGGAUCUAUGAUCUUUGGCAGGCACAAAGGGAGCAGUGUCAAGGCCAUCAAGUCCGUCACCAGCAUCGGCUCUUCUGGUUUGAUGUUCUAUCAUUCACCGGACAGCUGGAUAGAGAUGUGGGAGAAUGUGUUUGAAAAAGGCAUGGUUGAUGUGCAGGUGGAGCUGAAGACGCUGCCAACUGUUGGUGGAGACUUAGAUCUGUUGGAUUGGUCGGCAAUAAGGUUGUGA